This is a messenger RNA of Closterium sp. Naga37s-1, 7911 nucleotides long. NCBI's taxonomy places the organism in Eukaryota, Viridiplantae, Streptophyta, Zygnematophyceae, Desmidiales, Closteriaceae. The record is from the annotation of a GenBank genome assembly.
AUGCUCAGUGCCAGGCGAUUCUGCCGAAUGGGGUUUGCAGAGCAUGACGAGGAUGACGUUGUUGCCGCUGCUGCUGCUGAUGCUGAUGAUGGCGGUGCUGGCGGUGGGGGUGGUGAGAGGGAGGGAGUGGAGGAUGGAGAGGAGGUGGAAGGGAAGAGGAGGCGGAGGAGGAGCAAGGCCUGGCAAACGGUUCGGAGCGGUGCUGCAGGAUGCUUCUCGGUGCCGCUUUUAGAGGGCGAUGGGAAUGCUGGUGGCGGGAAGGAGAAGAAACCGUGGCGGCAUGGGAAGAAGAGCAAGGAAGGGGGGAGAACGACUAAGGAGAACGGCCGAGGAGGAGGGAGCAAGGGGGAAGAGGAAGGAGGGAGGGAGGGAGAUGGAUGGCUCAUGAGGAAGGGCGGAGGAAGGUUCCUCUUGGACUCACUCAAAUCCCCCGUUGUUAUCACUCGCCUCACGAUGAUGGCGCUGCUCGUUAUAGUCACGGUGGUGCUGUGUGUGAGCACGUGGUAUGCAGCGGGCAAGAUGUACAGCGACUCCCUCGAUGACAUCGCCACUCAGCUGCGGCAGAAGUCCCUGGUGCGGGUGCACCAGCAGUUCUUGCUCUACAUCAACCGCGACCGCGACGUGCUGCUUUCGUAUGCCUCUGUGGUGGAGAACCUUCUGGCAAACACCAACACUUCGGUGGUGGGACUAAAUUAUGCGCAGCAACAGAUCGCUCCUCUAGCAUGGUCAUUCUUCCAGUCGUCCCUGCCGCGCCUCACCAUCAUGGGUUACUUCUCCCACUUUGGCUGCCUCGUCGGCUACUCCCAGACCGACCCUGUCACCCAGUCGUUCUCAGCCACCCCUGGCGGCGCUGUGUCGCAGGUCUACACAAAGAAUAUCACCGACAUCACAGGCCGGUGGUACAUCCAGGCAGUAAACACCUCCACCGGAUCAGCCCUCCCCCAGUCGCCCCCUCGCAACUUCACGCCAGUGCCCAUCGGCUCCCCAGCCAUCUAUGACCUCGUUGCCAGCGGCCCCCCUGGCCUGCUGCUCUGGUCCUUCAAUGCCGUUCAGAACCUCUCUGGACCGCUCUUGCUCGCGUCUGUGGCUGUCAGGGGUGCGGAGCAGAGGAAAGCGAUUGGACAGGAUGUUGGGGGGGAUGAGUGGUGGGAUGUGGGGGGAGGGGCGGUGGUGAAAGGGGUGGUGGGGAGUGCGGGAGGGAAUGGGGGAGGGAGUGGGGGUGGGAGGGGGGUGGGAGGGGUUGGAGGGGCUACGAAGGUUGACGCAACGAUCCAAGGAGGUGCUGCUCCGGAUUUUGGGGAUAGGGAUAGGGAUGGGGUUGCGGAUGAGGAUGGGGGUGGUGAGGGCGAUGGGUUGGUGGCACGGGAGGUGUUGUCGCUGCCAGAAAGGCACUUCCACCCGCAUUUCCAUUUGCAUUCCCAACGACCUUCGCACGUCGCCUCAGCUGCUGCUGCCACUGCUGUUGCCACUGCUGCUGCUGCUGCUGCUGCUGCUGCUGCUGCUGCUGCUGCUGCUGCUGCUGCUGCUGCUGCUACUGCUGGCAGUGCUGGGGCAGUAAGGUUUGUAUCGGCAUCAGCAUCUGCUGCUGCUGCCGCGGCUGCCUCUACUGAUGCCGCGCCUCGUUCUCAGGUCAUUCCACAGUCCACUAGCUCCUCCCCCUCUCCCAACACCUCUACCCCUGCUUCAGCCACCCCCUCACCCACCACCACCCGCACCGCCACCAGCACCAUUGCCACCCCUCCUACCCCUGCUGCUGCCACCCCUCCUACCCCUGCCUCUGCCGCCCCUCAUACCCCUGCCACUGCCGCCUCUGUCCCAGCCAUCACGGGCAUAGUAACGUUGGGCUCCUCCACAGGUACAGUGAACCGCUACCUGGGGCUGUCAGGCACAGACAACAGUGUGAUGUACAUCUGCAGCAGCGACGGGUUCCUCGUUGCCACCUCCACCAACGCCGCCACCACCGCCAUGGCUACCCCGUCUGGGAAUCCCGGGUCAGGAGGAGAUGCAGCAGCUGCUGCUGCUUCUGCUGCUGCUGCUGCUGCUGCUGCUGCUCCUGCUGCUGCUUCCAGUGGGGUGAGCGGAGGUGGGAGCGGCAACCAGAGCGGGUCGGGGCAGCAGCAGCAGCAGCAGCAGGGGGGGCCGCCGCCGCUGCCGGAGGGUUUUGAAGGGCCGGGGGCCGGGCAGGCGAUGCCGGUGCUGGUGAACGCGACGCAGGUGUCGGAUGCGGUGAUUGCCGAUACAGCGCGGUACCUGGAGGCGCGGUUUGGGCUGCCGGCGCUGGUGGCGGGGAACUACUCGGUGGGGGGUGUGAUGGUGAACGGGGAGGAGUGCUUCAUACAAGCACAUCAAACUCAUCUCAUCGUCACCACGGCCCUCUGUCGGCUGCUCAUCACCUGGCCGGCCGGCGACAGUGGUGGUUUUAGAAAUGCCCUCUCCUGUCCAUAUCUGUCUCUCCUCCUCCCCAUUCUCCCCCCACCCCCUCAUUUCCCCUCCCCCGCUCCUCCUCCCGUCCCCCCUUCCUCCUCUCCACUCCCCUUCUCCCCUCCCCUCUCCCCCUCCCUCCCAGUACCUGGUGAUCGUCAUGCCGCGUGCGUCCAUCACAGCGUCAAUAGAGUCAAAGCAGCGCAUCAUGGUCAUUGUCACCACAGCAGUCGCGCUCUGCCUGCUGCUCAUCGGCUGGGCCGUGGUGAUGCCGCCGCUGCUGCUGCUGGUGAUGGUGGUGGUGGUGGUGGUGGUGGUGCUGCUGCUGCUGCUGCUGCUGCUGGUGCUGGUGCUGCCGCUGGUGCUCUUACAAACGCCCUCUCCUGCCCAUGUCUCCCCCUUCCCCCUCCCUUUCCAGUAACUGGUGAUCAUAAUGCCCCGCGCGUCCAUAACAGCAUCAUAGAGUCAAAGCAGCGCAUCAUGGUCAUUGUCACCACCGCAGUGGCGCUGUGCCUGCUGCUCAUUGGCUGGGCCGUGGUGAUCUUCCUCACGCUCUACUACCUGGCGAUCAUCAUGCCGCGUGCGUCCAUAACAGCGUCAAUAGAGUCAAAGCAGCGCAUCAUGGUCAUCGUCACCACGGCAGUCGCGCUCUGCCUGCUGCUCAUCGGGUGGGCCGUGGUGAUCUUUCUCACGCUCUACGUGGACACGCGCAUGCGCCCCAAGGAGGAGCUGCAGCGCCAGAUGGAGGAGACCCAGCGAGCCCAGGCUGCCUCAGAGGUCAAGAGCCAAUUCCUGGCCAACAUUUCCCAUGACCUCAGGACCCCUAUGGCCGGAAUUCUAGGCCUACUGGACAUCAUGCUGUGCGACCACCUGUCAUCGGAGCAGGAGGCCAAUCUGCGCCAGAUGAAGUCCUGCUGUGCCUCCCUCCUCGGACUCCUCAACAACCUGCUCGACCUCGCCAAGGUGGAAGCAGGCAAGAUGCAGCUGGAGGUGCUGGAGUUUGACAUAGUGGGCGAGCUCGAGUCACUGGUCGACAUGUUCAGCGUGCAGGGCCUCAGCAACGGCACCGAGAUCGCCCUCGAUCUCUCUGACGACAUCGAUCGGACGGUGAAGGGCGACCCGUCUCGCGUCAGACAGGUGUUUGCGAAUCUACUCAGCAACGCGUGCAAGUUCACCAAGAACGGCCAGGUGGUGGUGCGGGGGUGGGUGCGGGACAGACCCCCCCCGCAGCUGGCCAAGCAGGACCUCUCCAUCCCAGGGGAGAAGGGCAACAGCAGGCAGCACAGCGGGUCCAAGAGCCGCGAUGUGGACAAUGCAGCAGCAGACGCAGGGGGAGGAGUGGGUGGGGGAAUGGGCGGAGGGGCGGGGGUGGGAGGGGAGCAGGGCGGGGGCAAGGGGCGGCGCACAGUGGCGUUCAUGUUUGAGGUGGAUGACACGGGGCCGGCCAGGCAUCCCUCCUUACCUGCCUUUUUUCCUCCCCCCUCUGCCUUCUCUCCUCUCUGUCCCCUCCUGUCUCCCCAUCCCCCCUUGCCCCCAGCGGCAGGCGGCACAGCAGGUCCAAGAGCCGCGAUGUGGACAAUGCAGGUCUCUGCCUUCCUCCCCCGUCCCCACCACCCUCCCUCCUUCCCCAUCCCCUCCCCCCUUGCCCCCAGCAGCAGGCGGCACAGCAGGUCCAAGAGCCGCGAUGUGGACAAUGCAGCAGCAGACAUAGGGGGGGCAGGAGUGGCGGGGGCGGGGGCGGGGGUGGGAGGGGGGGAGCAGGGCGGGGGCAAGGGGCGGCGCACAGUGGCAUUCAUGUUUGAGGUGGAUGACACGGGGCCAGGCAUUCCCGUGCACAAGCGGGAGUCCAUCUUUGAGAAUUUCCAGCAGGCUGAUGUUUCCACUGCCCGCACACAUGGUGGCACAGGGCUCGGUCUGGGAAUCGUACGCUCGCUGGUGAACCUGAUGGGGGGGUCAAUAGCCGUGGUGGACAAGGAUGGGCAGGGGGCGCGGUUCCGCUUCGACAUGCGGUUCGAAGCGGUGGAGGGCGGUGGGGGGUGGCACAACAGCAUGCUUCAGCCGGAACUGCUGCUGCCGAAGCUGACUGCCGUGGAGGGCGGGCAGGUGAGGAGGGGAGGGGAGGGGCGGUUUGUGGGGGAGGAGGUGGGAGGAGGGCAAGUGAGGAUGAGCGUUGGUGGUCGAGGGUGGGUCGAGGGUGGGUCGAGGGUGGGGACGGAUGAGCGUUGGUGGUCGAGGGUGCUGCUGGCAAUGAAGGAAGACAGCGCAGGGGCGGCCAUAGCCACAGCCUGGAUGGAGUGGCGGAAGCUCAAGGUGCUGCUGGCAAUGAAGGAGGACAGUGCCGGGGCAGCCAUAGCCACAGCCUGGAUGGAGCGGCGCAAGCUCAAGGUGUGGCGCGCGCACACGUGGCAGGAGAUCAUGCCAGCUGUCGCCUCCAUAUUGAUCCAGAAGUCCGCCGCCUCGCAGCCGCCCCGCGCCUCGCGCUCCCUCGUGGGCUUCUCUGCCCCUCUCAUGCGGAGCUUCACUGCUCUGAGAGGGGGAGGGGGGGAGAAGGGGGAGAAGGGGGAGAAGGGAGAGAAGGGGGAGAGAGGGGGGGAGAGAGGGGAGAAGGGGGAGAGAGGGGGGAAUGGGCCUAUGCAGGCGCAGCUGGGGCAGGUGGUAUCUGAAUCAGGCGGACCAGGGCAGGGGCAGGGGCAGGGGCAGGGGCAGGGGCAGGGGCAGGGGCAGGGGCAGAGGGAGGUGUGGAACCGGCUGCCUUCACCCUCCCAUCCUCUGGGCAACGGGCGCAUUCUCAGCAGCCCCGGGCGCUGCUUCGGCAGCCCUGCUGCUGCAAGCACUUGCGGCGACAGCGAGGAGGGGGAGGUUGGGGACGGGGGAGUGGGGGAGGGGGCGGAAGGGGGGAAAGGAGGAGGGGGGUUGGCGGGAGGGAGGGCGAUGGGGAUGGUGAAGAGCCUUGGCAGCAGCAGCAGCAGGUUACUGGGGCGUGGUCUGAGCACCAAGUCCCGUCGGUCCCUGGAGAAGCAGGGCACGCCCCCCAAUGGUCUCGCAUCGCUGUCUUUUGAUGGGACGAUGGGCAGGGAGCAGCAGGGCCUGUUGAGUGGGCCGUUAGCUCAUGGGAGCAUCGGCUCCCGGUCGCUCGGAGCGGGGUUACUGGGAGGGAGAGGCGGCCCGGGGGGUGUCGGGUCAGACAAAGACGGCUCAAUUGCUGCUGCUGCCGCCGCCGCUGUUGCUGCGGUUGAAUCAGAAGGUGCCGGCACUGGUGGCGCUGGUGGUGGUGGUGGUGCUGCUGCUGCUGCUCCCGCUGCUGCCACGGCUUCCCGUGGAUCGUUCCUCUCUGCCGCGUCCCCCUCACGAGUCGUCCCGGCAUCCCCAUCCCGGCUCAUCCCCGCCUCCCCUCCUUCUUCAGCAGCAGCCCAAGCAUCCUCCUCCUCCUCGUCCUCCUCCUCUACAGCCCGGCCGGCAUCGAAGCUGAUGCUGGCGGUGAUAGACGUGUCGAUUGUGCCCAGCGUGCAUCAAUUCAUCGCAGAGGAGCUUCAUAUAUUUCGGGCACGCCUGCAGCACCAGGGGUUUGUCAUCGCGUGGUUGGUGGAGCACAACACUUCGGCAGACACUAGGCGCGCACUCAGGAGGUCGGGGUGUGCAGUGGCGUCCAAGCCCCUCUAUGCUUCCCGAAUGGCCCCUCUCCUCGCCCUCGCCACUGCCAGGAACAGCGUGCCGCACUCCAGCUCGCAGAUUGACAUGCCACGCACGUUUGGAGGGAGGGGCGGACGGGGCGGAGACGGGGGAGGUGAAGGGGGGGGCUCGCAGUGGCAUCAUGGGGAGGGGAACGAGCAGGCGUGGGGGCUACCAGCGCCAGCAGAGGAGGACGAAUCAGCCGACUCCCCAGCAGCCUCGUCCACCGCGCUGCCGUUCUCUCUCACUCUCCUUCCUCCCUCCGUCCGCCCACCCCCUCCCCCCACCAGGCAUGGGGCCUGCCAGCGCCAGCAGAGGAGGACGAGCAUGGGGCCUACAAGCGCCAGCAGAGGAGGACGAGCGUGGGGGCUGCCAGCGCCAGCAGAGGAGGACGAGUCAGCCGACUCCCCAGCAGCCGCCGCUGCUGCUGCUGCUGCUGCUGCUGCCGCUCACUCUCCUUCCCCGUCAUUCCCCCCCCCCUCACACCCCCCUUCCCCUCCCAUCCACCAGGCGUGGGGGCUGCCAGUGCCAGCAGAGGAGGACGAAUCAGCCGACUCCCCAGCAGCCUCGUCCACCGCUCUGCGCAACACGGCUGCCGUCUCCGUCCCCUUCUCCCCCUGCCCUCGCCCCUCCGCCUCCACCCCCACUACCGCCACCGCUGCUGGUUCUGCCGCUGGUGGUUCUACCACUGGUGGGGGGGGAGCGGCUGUGUCUGGUGACGGUGCUACUGGUGCUGGUGCUGGUGCUGGCUCUCCUGCACAGGGAGGAGCAGCGGGAGCAGCGGGAGCAGCAGGGGUGUUGGAGUCGUCUCCUGGCUCGCGGUCAGGGAGGACGCGGCCAGUCAACAGCGGGCUCAAGAAAGGGGUCAUUGGUGCUGGUGCUCAUGCUGGUGCUGCUGGUGUUGCCUCGCUGGGGCCCGGACGGCCAGCAGCAGCAGCGGGAGCAGCGGGGGCAGCAGGGGGGGUGUUGGAGUCGUCUCCUGGCUCGCGGUCAGGGAGGAUUCGGCCGGUCAACAGCGGGCUCAAGAAAGGGGUCAGUGCCUGUGCCUCUCACCCUAAAACCCCCUCCCCUCCCCCUCUCUCCAUGCCCCUUCCCCGCUCCCCCCCCCCUCUCCCCCCUUCCCUAUGCUCCAUUCCCUUCUCCCUCUGGCACCCCCCCUCCCCCUCCGUCCCUCCUUUUAUCUUGUUUCUUUUAUUUUUGGGGUUUCGGGCGUCCUUCUCUGAGGGCUCGUUUGACAACGCGCUGGCGCCUUGUGAGGCGCAUCUAGAUUCUAAAAUCACCCCCUCUCCGUGCCUCGCAUGCUUCCUCCCUCGCACCUCCUCUCCUCCCUCCCCACAGGCGUCCUUCUCUGAGGGCUCGUUUGACAACGCGCUGAGGGGCAAGCGCGUGCUGAUUGCCGAAGACACGGCUCUGCUGAGGAAGGUGGCCAUAAUCCGAAUGCAGAAGCUAGGCUGUGAGGUGGAGGCGGUGUGUGACGGGCAGCAGGCAGUGGAUGCGGUGCUGGCCACAUACGCCAGCAAUACGGGGCGGUUCGAUGCGGUGUUGAUGGAUUGCCAGAUGCCUGUGCUGGACGGGUACGGAGCAACGGCGGCGAUCAGAGCAGGGGAGGCGGGGACGCCUUUCCACACACCCAUAGUGGCCCUCACAGCCCACGCCAUGACCAGCGACCACCGCAAAUGCCUUGACGCAGGCAUGGAUGCUUACCUUACGAAGCCCAUCGACCCUGCACUCAUGUCCCGCACGCUGCUGGGUUUGAUGGCGAAACACCCCGUAGCUGCUGCUGCUGCUGCUCCUCCUCCUGCCGCUGCUGCUGAUUCCUGA